AUGGGGACAAUGGGGCGUCACCAGCGGUCGCGCUCCGCGAGCUCCUCGGCGACGCGGUCGUCCGACGCCACCGAGCUCGACUUUGCUGCAGCCGACCUAGACUGCCCUUUCGGCGGCAUCGACGCCCUCGGCCUCGUGGAGCUUCGCGAGACCGCGUACGAGAUCUUCUUCAUGUCCUGCCGCUCGUCCGGUGGUGCCUCGGCGUCAAGCUCCAGCGCGCGUGGCGGUGGCUCGUCGGAGAUGGAGGUGUCCUCGCCGGUGGCUGGGUCGAGGGGCGGGAGUGGCGUCAUGAGCAGCAGGGUCAAGAAGGCUCUAGGGCUCAAGCCUAGGCGGUCCGCGCCGACGAUGAUGCGCACUCUGAGCCAGUCGUCAGGCCCGUCCUCGCCUGGACGGGCACGGCGGCCGAUGACGUCGGCGGAGAUCAUGCGGCAGCAGAUGCGGGUCACCGAGCACAGCGACGCGCGUCUUCGCCGGACGCUCAUGCGCGCCGUCGUCGGCCAGGUAGGAAAGAGGCCCGAUUCCAUCGUCCUCCCACUGGAGCUCCUCCGGCAGCUGAAGCCGUCCGAGUUCUCCGACGUGGAGGAGUACCACCAGUGGCAGUUCCGGCAGAUCAAGCUCCUGGAGGCCGGCCUCAUCCUGCACCCCUCCCUCCCGCUCGACCGCCUGCACGCCGCCGUGCUCCGAUUCCGCGAGGUGAUGCGCGCCACCGAGAUCCGCGCGAUCGACACGGGUAAGGGCUCCGAGGCGAUGCGCGCGCUCACCAACGCCGUGCACGCCCUCGCCUGGCGCCCCGGCAGCGGCAGCGACGCGUGCCACUGGGCCGACGGCUACCCGCUCAACGUCCUCCUCUACGUCUCCCUCCUCCAGAGCGUCUUCGACCACAGGGAGCCCACCGUGGUGCUGGACGAGGUGGACGAGCUGCUGGAGCUCAUCAAGAAGACGUGGCCGAUUCUCGGCGUCGGCAGGGCGGUGCACAACGUGUGCUUCGCAUGGGUCUUCUUCCAGCAGUACGUGGUGACCGGCCAGGUCGAGCCGGACCUCGUGGCCGCGGCGCUCACCUUGCUCGCUGAUGUGGCGGCCGACGCGAAGCAGGGGAGCCGCGAGUCCCAGUCCCGUGACCCGGUGUACGCCAAGGUGCUCCUCGGCGCGCUCGGGAAGAUGCAGGAGUGGUCCGAGAAACGGCUGCUGGACUACCACGACAGGUACGAGAAAGACAUUGGCGGCAGCAGCAGCGCCACGGAGGGCAUGGAGAUCCUCCUGUCCAUGGCGCUUGGCGCCGGCAAGAUCGUCGCCGACCGCGAAUACAUCGGCACCGGGAACUUCCCCGCCGACCGCGUCGAUUACUACAUCAGGUGUUCGAUGAAGAACGCCUUCACCAAAAUACUAGAGAACGGCAUGGGCCUGUCCGACAGUUUGAUAGCCGAUCGUGACAACGACCCCGGCGUGGUGCUGACUCGGCUGGCCAAGGACACGGAGCAGCUGGCCACGUUCGAGCGCAGGAACUUCAGCCCGCUGCUGAGGCGGCUGCACCCGGCUCCGGUAGCGGUCGCGGCGGUCACCCUGCACGGUUGCUUCGGCGUGGUGCUGAGACGGUACCUGGGCAAGGUCACCAUCCUCACGGAGGAGCUCGUCCGCGUGCUUCACUCGGCGAGCCGUCUGGAGAAGGCCCUGGCGCAGAUGACCGCCGAGGACGCCGCGGACUGCCACGACGACCGGGCCAAAGCCGUCGUCGGCGACAUGGAGCCCUACGAGGUGGAGUCCGUCGUCAUGGGAUUGCUCAAGGCUUGGAUGGACGACAGGCUUAGGAUCGGCAGGGACUGCCUCCUCCGAGCCAAAGAAACCGAGAGCUGGAUACCCAAGUCCAAGGAGGAGCCCUUCCCCGGAUCGGCUAUCGAGCUGAUGAAGCUCGCUGGUGCCACCAUCGACGAAUUCUCCGAUAUACCGGCAACCGCGAAAGACGACGUACUCCAGCAGCUCGUCGACGGCCUCGAGUCAAUCUUUGAAGAGUACAUCUCCUUCGUCGCAUCUUGCGGGUCGAAGCAGAGCUACGUCCCUCCCCUCCCGGCGUUGACGAGGUGCAACCAGGACUCAGGCUUCUUCAGGCUGUGGAAGAAGGCAGUGCUGCCGACGUGCCAGGCGCCGGAGGGAAGCCCGCGCGCUGGCGCCUCGCAGCACACCCCACGUCCGUCCAUCAGCCGCGGCACGCAGCGCCUCUACGUCCGCCUCAACACGCUCCACUACGUCCUCACCCACGUCCAGGCCAUCGACAAGUCGCUCUCCUCGGCGUCCUGCGCGCGCAGCGGCGGAGGCGGGGGCUCCUCGCCGGCAGCUGCCCCAGGCGGCAACCGCGUCGCGGCGUCCGUCCAUUUCGACCGCACCCGUGCCGCGGCGCAAUCGGCGGUGUCCCACGUCGCCGAGGUAGCCGCGUACCGUCUCAUCUUCCUGGACUCGCGCCACACCUUCUACCACGGCCUCUACGUCCGCAACGUCGCCGACACGCGCAUCCGGCCGGCGCUGCGGGCGCUAAAGCAGAACCUGUCGUUCCUCGUGUCCGUGCUGGCCGACCACGCGCAGCCGGUGGCGGUGCGGGAGGUGAUGAAGGCCUCGUUCCAGGCGUUCCUCAUGGUCCUCCUCGCCGGCGGCAACGAUAGGAGCUUCACGAGGGCGGAUCACGGCAUGGUGGACGAGGACUUUCGGAGCCUGAAGCGCGCCUUCUGCACGUGCGGGGAGGGCCUGGUCCCGGAGGAGGUGGUUGCGCGGGAAGCGGAGACCUCGGAGGGCGUCGUUGAGCUCAUGGCACGGUCUACGGAGCACCUCAUCGGCGCGUUCGGCGCCGCCACGUCCGAGUCGAUCGCCGGCGCACGUGAGUACGACGAUGGUGGCGGCGGUGGGACACCCGUGCCGUCGGCGUCGAGGCAGUGGAAUCCCGCCGACCCGAACACAAUCCUUCGAGUGCUGUGCUACCGCGACGACGAGGUCGCCAACCAAUUCUUGAAGCGGACCUUCCAGCUCGCCAAGCGGCGGUGAUGCAGGCCAAUUGCUCGACGGAAUGAGUUAAGCUCUACUUUUUCUUAGUCCGUUAUUUUUGCAGUUCGAAAGCCCCCUGGCAGUUCUCGUCAUUUAGUAAGG
Molecule: messenger RNA, 3129 nt
Organism: Lolium rigidum
Lineage: Eukaryota; Viridiplantae; Streptophyta; Magnoliopsida; Poales; Poaceae
Product: protein unc-13 homolog
Exons: 5
Coding region: 1-3027 (1008 amino acids)
Source: RefSeq, a predicted model, not a curated record